Molecule: messenger RNA, 4255 nt
Organism: Castor canadensis (American beaver)
Lineage: Eukaryota; Metazoa; Chordata; Mammalia; Rodentia; Castoridae
Source: RefSeq, a predicted model, not a curated record
AUGGCCGUGGGACUGAGGAGGUGUGGCCAUGCUGGGGAUCAGCGAAUGUACCAGGCCCACCCUACAGGCGCCUGCUGCAUGGCCUCAGGGUUCCUGCCCAGGGCAAAGCUGGCCGGCUUCCUGUGCCUCUUCGCCUGUGCCUCUGGCUGGUCCUGGAGCGCCCUCUGGUGGCCAGCAGCGAUCCUGGCUACCAGCCUCCAUCCGGCGACCUCUGAGAAGGUAGGCUCUGAAGUCAUCCUGAUUUUACACAUGGAGAAACAGAGACCCAGAGUGGUGAAGGAGCCUGAGGAGGAAGCAGGAGUCCAGCCCAGGACUGCGGGCUGCAGAAGUCAUGAGCUGCCCCUCAAGCACCCAGGCACCUGUCCCACACCUGGAACUUCCUGGGACAUCAUUGACUGCCUAGGCGCCAGAUGCGGCAGGGAGGAGGAGGGCAGCAAGGAGCAGGCAGCUCCACCACUCUGCACCCAGCAGCCACACGUCACGCACCGAGGAGACAGCAGGCAGGGUGGCGCCAUUUGCCUGGAGCUUGGCACCUGCCCAAAUGCCCCUGGGUCCCUGGGAUGGCUGCCAGGGGCUCAGUCCCGCCUCAAAUGUCUUGCAGCAAGGAAAGGUGGUCUGGGCCACGAGAAACACGGGGAGCCCCUGUGGCCUGUGCCCACCUGCCAUGGCCAGUCCCCUCCAGUUCCUGCCAUGAAGAGUGGGGCUGAGGGGCUUGGCCUCCGCAGAGAAUCUGCCGUGCAGACCGUCCAGGGCCCCUGUCCUGGCAGCCCGCCAUUCACUGAAGAUGGAUGGGGGCAGGGCCUGUGCCGGGGUGAGGUCGACUUUGGAGAGUCUGGGAAGAAGAGAGGCAAGUUCGUGAAGGUGCCAAGCAGUGUGGCCCCCUCUGUGCUCUUUGACCUGCUGCUCACCGAGUGGCAUCUGCCGACCCCCAACCUGGUGGUGUCCCUAGUGGGCGAGGAGCGUCCUUUCGCCAUGAAGUCCUGGCUGAGGGACGUCCUGCGGAAGGGGCUGGUAAAGGCGGCUCAGAGCACAGGUGCCUGGAUCCUGACCAGUGCCCUCCGCGUGGGCCUGGCCCGGCAUGUCGGGCAGGCGGUACGUGACCACUCACUAGCCAGCACAUCCACCAAGGUCCGCGUGGUGGCCAUCGGCAUUGCCUCGCUGGGCCGCGUCCUGCAUGGGCAACUUCUGGACACCGUUCAGGAGGACAGCACUGUCCACUACCCUGCAGACGAUGGCGGGAGCCAGGGCCCCCUCUGCCCCUUGGACUGCAAUCUCUCCCACUUCAUCCUGGUGGAGCCAGGCCCCCCUGGGAGGGAGGACGGGCUGGCAGAGCUGCGACUGAGCCUGGAGAAGCAUAUCUCACAGCAGAGGACUAGCUAUGGGGGUACCAGCAGCAUCGAAAUCCCCGUUCUUUGUCUGUUGGUUAACGGUGACCCCAGCAUCCUGGAGAGGAUUUCCAGGGCCGUGGAGCACGCCACCCCAUGGCUGAUCCUGGCAGGCUCAGGGGGCAUUGCUGAUGUGCUUGCGGCCCUGGUAAACCAGCCACACCUGCUGGUGCCACAGGUGGUAGAGCAGCAGUUUAGAGAGAAGUUCCCUGGCGAGCACUUCUCCUGGGAAGCCAUCGGGCACUGGACCAAGCUGUUACAGGACAUUACCUUGUACCCCCACCUGCUCACCGUGCACAGCUUCGAGCGGGAGGGCUCCGAGGGCCUGGACACAGUCAUCCUCAAGGCGCUGGUGAAAGCCUGCAAGAGCCACAGUCAAGAGGCCCAGGACUACCUGGACGAGCUCAAGCUGGCUGUGGCCUGGGACCGCGUGGACAUUGCGAAGAGCGAGAUCUUCAGUGGGGAUGUGGAGUGGAAGUCCUGUGACCUGGAGGAGGUGAUGAUGGACGCCCUGGUGAGCAAUAAGCCAGAGUUCGUGCGCCUCUUUGUGGACAGUGGAGCCGACAUGGCUGAAUUCCUGACCUAUGGGCGGCUGCAGCAGCUCUACCGCUCCGUGUCCCCCAAGAGCCUGCUUUUCGACCUGCUGCAACGCAAGCACGAGGAGGGCCGGCUGACGCUAGCUGGCCUGGGCACGCAGCAGGCCCGGGAGCCACCCGCUGGGCCUCCCGCCUUCUCACUGCAAGAGGUCUCCCGUGUGCUCAAGGACUUCCUGCACGACGCCUGCCGUGGCCUCUACCAGGACAGCCGGGUGGCUGGCCGGAGGAUGGCGGAGAGGGGGCCCGCCAAGCGACCCCCAGGCCAGAAAUGGCUGCUGGACCUCACACAGAAGAGCGAGGACCCCUGGAGAGACCUAUUCCUGUGGGCCGUGCUGCAGAACCGCUACGAGAUGGCCACUUACUUCUGGGCCAUGGGCCAGGAAGGUGUAGCUGCCGCUCUGGCCGCCUGCAAAAUCAUCAAGGAAAUGUCCCGCCUCGAGACGGAGGCUGAGGUGGCCCGCACCAUGAGAGAGGCCAAGUACGAGCAGCUGGCCCUGGACCUCUUCUCCGAGUGCUACAGCAACAGUGAAGACCGAGCCUUUGCCCUGCUGGUGCGCCGGAACCGUAGCUGGAGCAGGACCACCUGCCUGCACCUGGCCACCGAGGCCGAUACCAAGGCCUUCUUUGCCCACGACGGCGUCCAGGCCUUCCUGACCAAGAUCUGGUGGGGGAACAUGGUGACAGGUACAUCCAUCUUGUGGCUGCUGGGGGCCUUCACCUGCCCCGCCCUCAUCUACACUAACCUCAUCACCUUCAGUGAGGACACCCCGGUGAAGUCAGGCCUGGAGGACCUGCAGGAGCUGGACAGCCUGGAUGCAGAGAGGAGCCUGCUGUGCAGCCCGGGUGGCCAGGUGCAGAGGCCCAGUGCCCAUGGCAACGCAGGCCCGCGAGCUGCCUUUCUGCUCACGCGCUGGCAGAAGUUCUGGGGUGCGCCCGUGACUGUGUUCCUGGGGAAUGUGGUCAUGUACUUCGCCUUCCUCUUCCUGUUCACCUACGUCCUGCUAGUGGACUUCAGGCCGCCUCCCCAAGGGCCAUCAGGGCCUGAAGUCAUCCUCUACUUCUGGGUCUUCACGCUGGUGCUGGAGGAAAUCCGACAGGGCUUUUUCACAGAUGAGGACACAAACCUGGUGAAGAAGUUCACUCUGUAUGUGGAGGACAACUGGAACAAGUGUGACAUGGUGGCCAUCUUCCUGUUCAUCAUCGGUGUCACUUGCAGGGUGCUGCCCUCAGUGUUUGAGGCAGGCCGCACGGUGCUCGCCAUUGACUUCAUGGUGUUCACACUUCGGCUCAUCCACAUCUUUGCCAUCCACAAGCAACUGGGCCCCAAGAUCAUCAUUGUGGAGCGGAUGAUGAAGGACGUCUUCUUCUUCCUCUUCUUCCUGAGUGUGUGGCUCGUGGCCUAUGGUGUGACCACCCAGGCACUGCUGCACCCCCAGGACGGCCGUCUCGAGUGGAUCUUCCGCCGUGUGCUCUAUCGGCCAUACCUGCAGAUCUUUGGGCAGAUCCCGCUGGAUGAGAUCGACGAAGCCCGCGUGAACUGCUCCAUCCACCCCCUGCUGCAAGAGGACUCGCCCUCCUGCCCCAACCUCUACGCCAACUGGCUGGUCAUCCUUCUGCUGGUCACCUUCCUGCUGGUCACCAACGUGCUGCUCAUGAAUCUGCUUAUCGCCAUGUUCAGCUACACGUUUCAGGUCGUGCAGGGCAAUGCUGACAUGUUCUGGAAGUUCCAGCGCUAUCACCUCAUCGUGGAGUACCACGGGCGCCCUGCCCUGGCCCCGCCCUUCAUCCUCCUCAGUCACCUGAGCCUGGUGCUCAAGCGUGUCUUCAGGAAGGCCGCCCAGCACAAGCGGGAGCACCUGGAGAGAGACCUGCCUGACCCUCUGGACCAGAAGAUCGUCACCUGGGAGACAGUUCAAAAGGAGAACUUCCUGAGCAACGAGGAGAGGAGGAGGAGGGACAGUGAGGGGGAGGUGCUGCGGAAAACUGCCCACAGAGUGGACUUGGUUGCCAACUAUCUUGGGGGUCUGAGAGAGCAAGAAAAGCGCCUCAAGUGUCUGGAAUCACAGGUCAACUACUGCAUGCUGCUCCUGUCUUCCAUGGCGGACACGACAGCUCCGGGCGGCACAAACUGGACAGGCCCUCAGAGCUGCAGUGGUGGGAGUACACAGGCCCCUGCUGGCCACGCAGGGGACCCUGGCAACAGGGAGAACCCAGAGGCCAGCCUGCUACCUUCAGACAACUGAUGCCACAGGCCCACCUGUCCUGGAGCCCCAG